AUGCUGGCCGCUCCGGCAUACGCGUCCAAAAAGCUCUUCAACCUCUCGCUGCCCGUCAUCUCCCCCGUGCUCCAGUUCUCUGGGUCCAUCUCUGAGACUUAUGACACCGGAGGCGACUGGGUUGGUCAAGGAACACCAUUGACAGGCGACUCUAUCCGUCGUCUCGACGAAUACUCCACCACCAUAGAUUUUGCCGGCACCAACAUUCAGUUUUUGGGAAACGCGAGCGACACUUCCGUCGUGAGCGUCUCGUACGGCCAGUGGCAGUAUGUGACAGAAACGUCGGCCAACAGCUCGGUCAUUGCCGCCGCACAGAGCAACCUGACGUAUGCGUGGUAUGAAAUGGUCGUCACGCAAACCAACUCGGACACGGACGUCUGGAUGACCGGCGUGGACAUCAACACGGCACUGGAGACCGAGUUCGACUCGAUCUGGGACGCCCCCAACCGCACAGAGGCCGUCGUCGACAGCCUUGGAGACAAGAACGAGUUCUUUUAUUUCUACGGCCAGUGGGCAUACAAUGCCUCGAUCGGCUCGGUCCCCAGCCCCGUCGGCCGGCCGUACAACCACCUCGUUGGCUCGGGCGACGCGUACCUCAACUUCAAUGUGCCCCAGAACACAUCCUUCAUCAUCAUCAACGGCACGGUUGGCUACCUCGGUGGCCACUACAAUGUCACCCUUGACCCACCACUGUCGGGUACCCAGGACUACACUCUUGGGUCCGAGUCGCCGCCCAACCCAUUCACGUUCAAUUCAGAGAGCAGGUGGGAGUCGGAGGCGGUGCUGUUUGCCGCCCCGCUCGACCCGACCGAGGAGUACGAUGUCAUUAUUGACAACAUUGACACGGACGGAUCCGUCGGCGUGUACGGUGCCACGUUCUACUUUGCCACCAACCCGCCCAGCAGCAACGUUACCUCGACUCCCAGCCCAGGCCACCCGG
This is a messenger RNA of Apiotrichum porosum, 940 nucleotides long. RefSeq lists its product as uncharacterized. The annotation marks the transcript as partial. The record is from RefSeq and is a predicted model, not a curated record. NCBI's taxonomy places the organism in Eukaryota, Fungi, Basidiomycota, Tremellomycetes, Trichosporonales, Trichosporonaceae. The transcript has a single exon.